Molecule: messenger RNA, 1606 nt
Organism: Salvia splendens (bonfire salvia)
Lineage: Eukaryota; Viridiplantae; Streptophyta; Magnoliopsida; Lamiales; Lamiaceae
Product: inositol oxygenase 1
Exons: 12
Coding region: 25-1383 (452 amino acids)
Biological process (GO): regulation of transcription by RNA polymerase II; inositol catabolic process
Cellular component (GO): cytoplasm; mediator complex
Molecular function (GO): transcription coregulator activity; iron ion binding; inositol oxygenase activity
Source: RefSeq, a predicted model, not a curated record
CUGCUCUGCAGGAUACACACAACCAUGGCGACGACGCCGAUGAUUCCACCGCCGGCAGAUGGAAUCAUGGCUGCGCCGCCGCCGCCGGGAACAGACAUGACUAGCAUUUGCUUUCGCGAUCAGCUAUGGCUCAACACAUAUCCGCUCGACCGAAACCUAGUUUUCGAUUACUUCGCCCUCUCCCCCUUCUACGACUAUUCGUGCAAUAAUGAGCAGCUUCGGAUCCGCGCAAUUCACCCCCUCGACAUCUCUCACCUCUCGAAGAUGACAGGAACAGAGUUUAUGUUGAGUGAAGUGUUGGAGCCUCAUUUAUUUGUUUUUAAAAAACAAAAGAGGGAUGGACCUGAGAAAGUGACGCCUAUGCUGACUUACUACGUCUUGGAUGGAUCGGUAUACCAGGCGCCUCAGCUCUGCAACGUGUUCUCUUCUCGAGUUGGACGUGCGCUGUACCAUGUAUCGAAGGCAUUCAAUACUGCAGCAUCGAAGUUAGAGAAAAUUGGAUACGGGUUUGAAGUGGAGGAAAAGGGGCAUAGUGAAAAUGAUUUGAUUUACAAUGAAGGAUUUGUGAUGCCACAUGCCAAUUCCUUUGGCCAUAAUUUUAGGGAUUAUGAUGCUGAAAGUGAGAGGCAGGAAGGAGUGGAGAAUUUCUAUAGAACCAAUCACAUUAACCAGACUUAUGACUUUGUGAAGAGAAUGAGAGAAGAAUAUGGGAAAUUGGACAAGGUGGAAAUGAGCAUAUGGGAAUGUUGUGAACUCCUAAACAAUGUUGUUGAUGAGAGUGAUCCUGAUUUGGAUGAGCCUCAAAUUGAGCACUUGUUGCAAACUGCUGAAGCCAUCCGAAAAGACUAUCCCGAUCAAGACUGGCUACACUUGACCGGCCUAAUUCACGAUCUUGGAAAAGUUCUUCUUCACCCUAGCUUCGGGGAGCUACCUCAAUGGGCGGUCGUGGGAGAUACAUUCCCCGUUGGAUGUGCUUUCGACGAAUCCAUUGUUCAUCACAAGCAUUUUAAGGAAAAUCCAGAUUACAAUAACCCUACAUACAACACCAAGUUCGGAGCAUACGAGGAGGGUUGUGGGCUCGACAAAGUACUUAUGUCAUGGGGGCACGACGACUACAUGUAUUUGGUGGCUAAGGAAAACAAAUCAAGUCUGCCAUCUGCCGGCCUUUUCAUAAUCCGAUACCAUUCAUUCUACGCUUUGCACAGAUCCGGGGCCUACAAGCACUUGAUGAAUGAGGAAGAUGAAGAAAAUCUCAAGUGGCUUCAAAUAUUCAACAAGUAUGAUUUGUACAGCAAGAGUAAGGUGAGGAUCAAUGUGGAGGAAGUGAAGCCUUACUACCUCUCUCUCAUUGAAAAGUAUUUCCCAGCAAAAUUGAGGUGGUGAAGUGAAGAAGUGUUGGAAUCUUGUGAGAAGAGAGUGAUGGGAUUAGAUUGUAGAGUUUUUAAGGGGUAUUAAUGAAUUUUUUUUAAUAAAUGUAUUGUGUUGGUUUCAAUCACAGAGUAAUAUGUUGGUCUGUUGUUUGAGUUAAACUAAAAAAAUAGUGAUUUUGGAUGCCAAUAAUUUAAAGAUAUGCUAUAAAAAGAGCCGUUUCAAAUUGAUCAUAGUA